Drechmeria coniospora is the source of this 183-nucleotide messenger RNA. RefSeq lists its product as uncharacterized. NCBI's taxonomy places the organism in Eukaryota, Fungi, Ascomycota, Sordariomycetes, Hypocreales, Ophiocordycipitaceae. The record is from RefSeq and is a predicted model, not a curated record. The coding region runs from base 1 to 183 and encodes 60 amino acids. The transcript has 2 exons.
AUGGGCGUCGAUGCAGAGAAGAUGGGCGCCGUCGACCACAUGGACAAAAGCAUCGACAACUCGUCUAAUUCUGACGUCGGUCACACGCUUGACCCCGAUGCAGGACUCUCCGAAGAGGAGAGGAAGGAGGCUGAACGCAAGCUGCUCUGGAAACUCGACCUUCAGCUCAUUCCCUGGGUAUGA